Messenger RNA from Alnus glutinosa, 1922 nucleotides. Its product is annotated as cysteine-rich receptor-like protein kinase 29. The transcript is spliced from 6 exons. The record is from RefSeq and is a predicted model, not a curated record. Bases 54 to 1730 code for a protein of 558 amino acids. Lineage: Eukaryota; Viridiplantae; Streptophyta; Magnoliopsida; Fagales; Betulaceae.
UUCAAGGCUUAAACCUUAUAAACGCUGGCAUUUUAAUUACGGAACACAAGGCAAUGGUUUCCUCAACAUUAGUUUUCUUCCUAUCUGCCAUUUUCAUUCUCACUGCCCAAGCCGUUGCACGGCCAGACUUUCUCUAUCGUUUUUGUACACUCGAAAGGGGUAACUACACCGCUAGUAGUACCUAUGGGGCAAACUUGAAUGACCUCCUCGUCUCCCUCUCCUCCACCACCAAAAUUGACCAUGGGUUCUACCAUUCCGCUUUCCGCCAAAACUCUGACCAAGUAUAUGGAAUUGAACUUUGUAGAGGAGAUGUUAACGCGGAUGUUUUCCGUGGUUGUCUCAAUAACGCUGCUUCUCUUCUCACUCAGCGCUGUCACCAGCAAAAGAAGGCAAUUGGGUGGUACGACAAAUGCAUGUUACGCUACUCAAAUCGCUCCCUUCUUGGCGUCAUGGAAACUCUUCCUGGUAUGAUCACAAUGGGGAACCCGAACAACGUAUCGGCCAAGUACGUGGAUCAAUUCAUCGGUGAUCUUAGCACCUUGUUGGAAAGCCUAAGAAGUCGAGCUGCCGCAGGUGGUCCUGAUCUUAAGUUUGCAGCAGGAAACGCAAUCGCACUAAACUUCCAAGCAUUACAUGCACUUGUACAGUGUACACGUUAUUUGUCUGAGCUAUUCUGCAACAAUUGCUUAGUUGGGGCUUUUAAAAAUAUUUCACUCUGUUGUGAUGGUAAGGUAUUUAUGUACUCGUCGGGGGACGCAAUAUCAGGAACGAAGUUAGAAGAUUUUAUGGAUUUGGGCCAAUGGUCAAAAAACCCUUUUAGAUUGUGGGUGGUCAUGGCCUCUGCCAGCCCUCUCAUCCCUACGUCGCUAGGUAGUACAUUCAGUACAUUCAACGGUGAUGGUAAGGUACAUACACGUCGGAGAGCCAUUGGAUUCAGCUAUAUUAACCCUACAACUGCCCCUACAACUGCUGCGUCAUUAAGAAGAUCAACCCAUAUUACAGAUCAUGAGAGAGAAGCGGACGAUAGGAAGAGAUCUUCAAUAUUCGUCAUCAAUAUUAUAUUUGUGCUAAUAGCUUCCAUGGUACUAAGCAUCUCCUUGGGCGUCUAUUUCAGUGUGAAGAGGCUAAUAAGGAAUAAUGACGGACCUACGAAUGAAAGUACAAGAAUAGAAUUGGAAUCCUUGCACGUAGACCCUGGUUCUGAAGCAAAUAAGCUUGGGCAAGGUGGAUAUAGUUGGGUUUAUGAGAGGUACACUCAGACUAGGAAGAAGCUAAGUAGCAUGCGGAAGAAGAAAGAUGGAUCUAAUUUUGUCACUCCCAAUAUUAAAGAAGAAAAUGAGAUCCAAGAGCUUACAUCUGAUCUCCCUAUGCCCGAUGGAUUCUCGGAAAGCAAUGAUAAUUCUGUCAGUCAACUCUUGAGAAAGAGGUUAAGGUCCUUGAGAGGGUUGCGGCACUCUAUGAUGUCUUCUUUGUCCUCUUCAUCACGCUCAUUCCAGCACAUGAGUCAGCUCAUUAGCGAGUUGGAUGAGUAUAAGCGGAGGUGUGAAAAGGCAGAGAGAAAAGUCAACCAACAACGAGAGAAAAUAAGCUCUGUGCGUAAAGAGAUGCAAGAGGAAGUGAACUCCAUGAAAAGACAACAAGCACAGCAGCUGCAAGAAAUGGAAGCCAAGCAGAGAGAGAUGGAGCAGAAAAUUGAGUUCCUCCUAUCACGUACAACUCCAACUCCCUAGAGACCCUCCUACAUGGAUUAUAUACUUCAUCGUCAAUAUAUAAUCCAACUCUCUCAGCGAGAAAAUAGCAACUCCUCCUAGCUAUUAGUGUAGUGUUAACAAUCUGAACAAGUUGUUGCUAAUAAUGUACUCUUAGUGACCAACUACAUGAGACUUCAAUUUCGUGCCAAGAAUCAAGAAGAUCUUUUGACA